Molecule: messenger RNA, 298 nt
Organism: Pelobates cultripes (western spadefoot toad)
Lineage: Eukaryota; Metazoa; Chordata; Amphibia; Anura; Pelobatidae
Source: the annotation of a GenBank genome assembly
AUGGCGGAGCCAGAAGAUCAAGGGCACAUACAGGUGUCCCCUCGUGGUCUGAACCGCUACAGGCAAGCCCCUUCCACCAAGGAAGAUAUCCAAAACCUGCUGGUGGAUAUUAAGAAAUUGCUGGCUACAGAUAUGGCGAUCCUACGUGCAGGGGGUCAAUGUCAGAGUCAAGGCCUCCGAGAGGGACAUUGCAGGGCUCAGAGAAGACGUUUCUUCCCUCAAAACAUCACUACACACCCUGAAGGGCCCAACAACAGGCCCUCUCCAUACACUAUGCAGCCCUUGACGAGCAGUCCAG